Dermacentor andersoni is the source of this 7369-nucleotide messenger RNA. Its product is annotated as gamma-aminobutyric acid receptor subunit beta-like. Gene Ontology annotation, cellular component: membrane. Gene Ontology annotation, biological process: monoatomic ion transmembrane transport. The record is from RefSeq and is a predicted model, not a curated record. NCBI's taxonomy places the organism in Eukaryota, Metazoa, Arthropoda, Arachnida, Ixodida, Ixodidae. Gene Ontology annotation, molecular function: extracellular ligand-gated monoatomic ion channel activity; GABA-A receptor activity.
GCUCCGGUCGCCGCACCGCGCUUCAGCCCCGGGCUCGGCGGUGAGGACGAGGAACGGCACCCAGCGCGGCGUCCGACGGCACCUUCGGCCCUCCGGGGAACAGAACCUGCGUGGUCCGCAGUUCCACCGAGGUGCCAAGCACAAGCCGGAGCCGUCAGUGUAGGAUGCUGUGCGCAGCCUGGUUGAUUCCGACAUGCAUCGCCUUACAACUGACGUUCGGAAUCGGCUCCUGCCAGUACAACCAUCAGCCACCAGAACAGCUGGAAAAUAUAACAGACAUCCUGAAGAACAUUCUAGAGGGAUAUGACAUUCGGCUACGCCCAAAUUUCGGAGGAAAACCAUUGUUCAUCGGAAUGGACAUAAAUAUUGCCAGCUUUGACAGCAUAUCAGAAGUCAACAUGGACUACACGAUAACCCUGUACCUGAAUCAGUAUUGGCGCGACGAGCGGCUUACCUUCAGCAAGGAGAAGUACGAGCUGACGCUGUCUGGUGACUUCGCCGAGAAAAUUUGGGUGCCAGACACGUUCUUCGCCAACGACAAGAACUCGUUCCUACAUGAUGUCACAGAGAAGAACAAGAUGGUGCGGCUUCAGUCAGACGGACACAUCACUUACGGCAUGAGGUUCACUACUACUUUGGCCUGCAUGAUGGACUUACACUACUAUCCACUGGACUCCCAAAACUGCACGGUUGAGAUCGAAAGCUAUGGAUACACUGUGUCGGACGUUGUAAUGUUCUGGAAAGAUCCAGAGCCCGUCGUCGGGGUUGAGCAGUCUGAACUUCCGCAAUUCACUAUCAUAAAAUACGAGACAACUGACCGAAAGGAGAAGCUUGCCACAGGAACAUAUCAACGAUUAUCGCUCAGUUUUGAGCUGAAGCGAAACAUCGGAUACUUCAUCUUCCAGACAUAUCUUCCAUCAAUAUUGAUAGUGAUGCUAUCGUGGGUGUCCUUUUGGAUCAACCACGAAGCGACGUCUGCGAGGGUUGCUCUCGGCAUAACGACGGUGCUGACCAUGACUACCAUCAGCACGGGAGUGCGGUCCUCACUACCGCGGAUCUCGUACGUCAAGGCCAUCGACAUCUACCUGGUCAUGUGCUUCGUGUUCGUGUUCGCCGCACUGCUCGAGUACGCGGCCGUCAAUUACACCUACUGGGGAGCGCGGGCCAAGAAGAAAACGAAAAGCAAGGAUACCAAGAUUCCGCCACCACCCCACCACCCUUCUGCCGCACCGCAGGGGGAUUCCCCUUAUCCGAACAACGAAGAGAUCAUCGAACUGCACGACGUUCGGCUGUCCCCAAUCCUUGGCAUGCGCAAGCGGCAUCGGCCUCUGUCGGCGCCCGGCAGCGACAGCGAGCUGAAGUUCCCACCGUCGCUCCGCAUAACGGGCCGCUUCCCGUACAAUUCCCGCACGCUGCCGGCAGGCGCUUGCUACCGAGGCGCCGGUCUGCGAGCCGGGACGGACUACGGUGGUGGCGGCGGCUUCGCGCGAAGGCCGCGGGUCUUCCAGACGCUGCGGCGCGGGGCAAGCGCCAUCAGGGCCUCCAUGCCGCGCAUCAAGGACGUCAACAAGAUCGACAAGUACUCGAGGGUCAUCUUCCCCAUCUCGUACCUCGUGUUCAACGCCGUCUACUGGUGUUUCUACCUCAUGUGACUUGGCGCCUGCGAUAUGCGCUGCCGGGCCCCACGUACUGUGCGAAAAGGGGGGAAACACCCACUCCCAACAUUCGUCGACGUCUCGCCGCUUUGGCGUCGGCGAAGUGGUGGAUAAUACGUUUCGGUGAUGGCUUAGGUGCGGUACGUUUUACGUGUAGGCGAAUGAAUCUAGCCGCACUUGAAGCAACACUUGCGCUAACGCAAGGACACACCCAGAGCAGUGGUCCAAGUUGAAUCGACGAGUUAGCUACCUUUCCAUCGUAUUUUCUCUGUUGUAUUCUAUCUUACGAUUUGUAGUGGCUUCGGUACGAUUAACGUCAAACUUAUCACUAAUAAUAUGACGUCGUCGCGCAGUCAUUAUGAUAACGAGCUUUCUAGUACUUCUCACCAACAUACUCUUUUUCACACAAGACUUGUAAACAAGUUUGCUUUGCACGCUCUGAUUUUGCUACAAGUUGAUGGGAAGAGUCCAAGGACCCAUAUCUAAACGAAGGCUAAGCCACACAAAUGUCAAAUUAAUAUUCAUUGUGUUAAUAGAGUGCUGUGCAAACUUGCUUUCAUAGGCAACGAUUUCAACGGUUGGCUGCCUUUCAGAAAAGGUUAACCGGUGAAUUGAAUGAGUGUUUAUAAUCUGUUAGACGAAGUCCUUACCUAGAAGUUGCAUGGCGCAGACGACACUUGUUUCACGCCGUUCAUUGCCGACAGCCGGAAGGCCUUAAUGCAUCGGGCUGGAGGAGACAUGGCUUCAUUAUGAGUCGAGCAUCCGUCUACCCCUAAGGAGCAGGAAAGGCCGGUGUGUACGUGCUUAGCAGUGGUUUACUACUUCGUUACAACACGCACCAAUCAUGAGCAAUAACUGUUGAAGUUUUCAAAAAGGGGUGAAUUCCAGUGGCAUAUUCGAAGACCUCCCGGUGGUAGUUUUACUGCUCCUUGCGGAGCAAGUCUUUUCUAUUGGGAGAUUGAGAGUGCCUCCCGUAUCUAUCAUUGGCGGAUUGGAAGCAGCUUCGUCGCUAGAUCCACUUCACGGAGCAGCGCUCUCUACUCCGCAAAAAAUUGACGGAGUCGACCGGAAAUCGCUUAAUGUCAGCCCAUCUGCAGGCAAUGUACCGCUAUGGCGCGCACGCCCGUGAGUGCGAAUUGCGGUCUCUCUGAAGAAAUGAGUCGUGCUUCGCAUCGUCAACUUGCGCUUUUACUGCUUUCGGAGAGCGAUGAUUCAUUUAGCUCAAGUUCCAAGUUGACCAGCGGGGACUCAACCGACGAAGAAGUUUCGGAAGCUAGUUUACUUAAGCAAGCUUUCGACAUCAUGUUUCGGCCGCCGGUUAAGAGACUGAACGUUAUAAGACAACGUGGUUGGCCAGUAUUCGGACGAAAAGGUAACGCCGGCUCCUUUUAGGAAGUUCGUACGCACUUUAGGAGCCUUUACUUUUGUUAAUGGAAUGCAAUUUCGAAGGCACUUCAGGCUGUCUCGAUGUGUUGCCACAAAACUGAUCGCAUGCGUCUUCGAUGCUUCCGACGCACAAUCGCAGCGGACGAGAAAAGCAGACUUACAUUCGGUGCGACUUCUAUUAGAGCGCAGGAGGCUAAAAAGAAACGCGAAGCUUCUGAACACAACGCGCGAUCGAGUUCGAGCCGGAAAGGCCGAAAACGUCGAAAAACGCGCGGAAUGCUGGACGCUUUUGGAAGCGGAUGCGCGCUAGAGCCCCCUGAUAAUUACUCUCGCGCAAGUACACAUCUUCCAAUCGCACAUUUCAUUCUUUUGCCUUCCACCGUAGCUGAAUGCUCCGGCGCAGAGUUCGUCGGCCACUCCGAAUCUGCCAUUGGAAUUUACCAUAAGAAACAAUUCUCGCUAUUAUAGAUACGUUUCCCGAGGUGAAUCGUUGCAAAGUUCGAGAAACAAAAAUCGUCUUCAAGAUAAUGCAGCUACGUCAUGAGCACGCAAACAUGGAGGUAGUGACGUAAUAGAAUAUAGACUUGUUGAUAAUUAUUUAUCGGUGGUUUUUCUUUAUUCGACUGUCGUUUCACCAUGUGAAAGUUUGUUCACCAAUGCACAUAAUGCGGUGUGUACAGCCGCACAACGUAAAGAACGAAGCAAAGGAGGAGGCUUAAGCGGCAAAGCCAAUGACUCAGUGAGAACUUUGCCGAUUCGCAUAUACGCAGUGGGAACUUAUUCUCUCUUUGCCAGGAUUCACUCCUUCAAUGAUAAAGAAAAUUCAGUGAGGAGAUUCGUUGGCUCCAGCUUUCUAUUUAUUUUUUGAGGUAAUGACAUUUUCUGGCUGAAAUAACGAAAGGUCGAAGUUAUCGUUGAAUUGAAGAUGGACAUAGACACUGCCUUAACGCUAAACGCUGGUUAAAUGCGGCUUGUGCUGCACUUUCCGAAAACUUCUUGCGGAGUUGCUUACUCCGCUGUUUCACAUUGUUCUCGCGGUUUUCAGCAGAAGCAGAUGUAUACAUAAAAGAAGAAAUUCGAUAAUUUAUCCCCACCGAUUUCGUGCAGUUCAUGGAAAUCUACAGGUUGCGUUGGACAAUCUGCACGGAGGGUGAGAAUGAGGUUUCCUCCGUUGUACAUGGUACAAAACAAGUGCAAGCUCCACGUCACAGAGAAAGAUGCACAGACUGGACGCGCACUGCGUCUGGUUGUUUCCUCUUUCUUUGCGUCGUGUAUUUUUGCGCUUGUUUUCGUAACAUGAACAACAUGCACGAACUUGCCCAGGUUACACUCCCACCGAACGUAAUUUCUUCCGUUGCCCACCUCUGGUCGUCAUAGGUGUGCGAUGUCGUCCGAGUCGAAGCUUCACGAAAGGAUCAGCGGAGCACAAUGAGCGAGCGGCUGCCCCUCCCUCGAGCGGGCAGCUUAAUGUCGUUACUGAUCGGUCGACAGUCCCUAAGCUUUAGCGCACUGUACGAAUUUAGUGUGACGGAGUGUGGUGUUACUAUACUACUAUUUCAGUUAAAGUAUACGCUAUACAGUACGGGUACACUGCUAGAGGUCGUACACUCUUAAGAGAAUCAAAGAACUCGCAUUAUUAUAACAAAAACUGGCUAACGUUUUCUGUGCUCCUCAGCUCGGCGGGAACAAAAUGCUUCUUAUUUCGAAGACAAAAGGAGAGUGCACUGUGAUGUACCAUGCGCGGCCCCAGUUGGGACGAAAUAGAUUCAAAUGAUACCGAGUAUUUUUUGCCGAGAAUAAUAGAAGGGUAUUAUGAAAUGUUAACGUCAGCAUUAAGUCUUCCAUUUGUAAGUUAUAUAAGCAAAGCAAAGUGCCGCAUGUGGUCUAGUAGUCUAAUCAUCAGUCAUAGCCACAGAAAUCAAAAGUAAUCGAAUCAUUGCGGUCAGUUUAAGAAGCAGUUUUUAGUGCAGGUUCAGUGAAAAUUGUCAUCCGGGUAUGAAAAUGCAAAGUGUGUAACAGCAAAUUCGUAAUACUUUAAAUGUGUUAACCAUUUGAACAGCCUUUUUCGUUCAGUAAACCUCAGAAGUGGCAAGAGAGAGCAGAAUUCAUGCGCCAGCACAAACGUAGUAUGAGGAAAAAACAAGCUCACAAACUAAUCUAAGAGUGAGACACUGAUGAAACUGCUGCGUUGUCCGGAAGUAGACGAGGAAAACCGGCCUGAUUUUAUUAAACAGCUGUGAGCUUCCCGGUCACUUUAUUCACUGUGCCGAAAUAGUCAAGGUAACUUUCCACCUUCAGGGGUUCUGGUGACAUAGGUCGGUCUACAGGCUUGUCUCUGAAACGGAGUAGUUAGACCGACUUCCGGACCUUCAUCCCUUAGACAACGUUAACUCCCUGCACUUUCGUGACUCUACGCGGCCGUAACGACGUCUGCAAGUCUUCCUUCUUUAGUGUUGCUAUGCUGGAUUGUCAGUUUCAAACUAUGCUGUCGAGCAGUCGCGGCAACGUCACCCAUUUGCUUUGCCUUCACUAAGCAUUCGUCGUUGAGCCCCGCCACUCGGGCAACAACAAACAGUCGUCGUGUGACUCUUGGCCUCUGAGACCUAGCGAACUCGAAGACCCGAACUCGAAGGCCAAGUGCACGCCGCUUAGCCUCCGAGAUAAGAUGCCCUAACGCGAUCUUACUGGCACGUCGCGCAUGACUGGUUUUCUGCCACGUGGUGGCAGGCACAGAGGAUUUUGCUAAAACUUAGUUUUGCCCGAGGGUGCCUGCGGUGAUGAAAGUGAGUGACGCGUGGCGCGGCAGUUGACAAAUUAACACCAGUACCUAGGAGCGGUGGUGUUUUACUUUUUCUUUCUGCCCACUGCGAACAGUACCGGAUAUCGGUUUUUCAGGCAGCGUUGGUAGUGCGUCACAUUUUCUUACAAAUUUCAUCUCACUAUUGUUGCGUAGCGCUGUGUAGGCUAGAGCUCGCGCACCGGUACCAGCUCAUCGAGGGUCGAGCUCCCAAUGCUGUUUAAGAUUAACAACCGUUCGUAACUAGUCUGCGCCUCGGCUAUCAUUUAGUGGAUUAUGACACUUUUAUCUGUGCGCACUGGUGAAUAUUGUUGGGCAGUUGGCGGGUCAUGACGCCCAGGCAGGGCUACCUUACAUUAAUUAACACAAAGUAAACUGACACAUGUAAUGCUUAUAUGAAAUCAUCUACAGUAGCUUUAUUAAAGUACUUAUGAACUGUAUUUAUUUUAUCGGCAAUCCAAGAACUGCCGUAGUAAAAUUUUCAUAGACUAUUUAUAUAUGCAUAGCCUAAAAUGUCUAUAGAUAGUCUGCAUAAACUAAGAGGGUGUAAAUGUUCCUCAGUUGGUGUACAUCGACAGUUGGCAGUCUAUCGGUUUGUUAGCCUACGAGCCUUAUAAACAUUUCUCGAAGAUGUCUCUCAUGCAUGUAUAUUUGCGGUGGUAAAUCUACAGAAAGGCAAAACAAUUCAAAAAAUAUUUAUGCAUGUUCUAAAGACUCUAAAUAUGACGUUGUCAAAAAAAAAGUAAAAAAAAAAAGACAACCCACCAGAACGGUAAGCAAUGUCAUCUUAUCACUGCUAUCUUUGAGCUUCACCGCUGCUUGAGUGUCUAGUGAAGCAUUUCUCACGGGCGAUGAUGAACUGCGCAUAACUCUGGACAUGUGACAUUGUGAAGCCUGCCCCUGAUCAGCUGGCGUAAAAUCGAGCUUCUAUAACGUUAGACAGCCUUUCUCAGUUUGCAAAUUCCAAACUCAGUAAAAUAAACACGCCAACGCUUAUCUAGUGCAGUCGUUAUAUACAAAAAAUAAAAAAUCACCAGUCAUGACUAUAAACUUCGAAUCUGCUGCAGGUUUCACCAGUUACAGCCUCAAUGUCAUGUUUGUAUGUCAUUGUGCUAUUGUCCUAACUACCCGUAUAUAUUUUUUUGUCUAAAAUUGCCUUCUAAGAGGGCCGCUGACAACUUUAGGAAGGAACGCUGACCUAUGCGAACAAAAUUAAUACGAGGCAAGACAGUGUUUAGACCAAACUUUUGGGCUAACUUUUUUUCUAUGCAGCUCCAUUUCCAACUGCUGUUUGUAAAUGUUUUCAGCCGAUAGAUACCACAAGCAACAUUGUUCUCGCAUCUCAAGAUAUAUAUAUGAAAACGCAGAAGUCAUGUCAAUGCUUAUGGGUCCGAAUCGUUAUGAUUUUUUUUUCUCUCUCUUUGUGUCAUUGACAAAGUAUGAGAACGCAGUAGCGCCUGUUCACAAACGUGAUUGUUUUCAUUACAAAAGUGUCAUGAAUUAAUAAAGAUGAUUUAUAUUUCGCCACAAA